This is a messenger RNA of Chlamydomonas reinhardtii, 1815 nucleotides long. RefSeq lists its product as uncharacterized. Gene Ontology annotation, biological process: endonucleolytic cleavage of tricistronic rRNA transcript (SSU-rRNA, 5.8S rRNA, LSU-rRNA); ribosome biogenesis. Gene Ontology annotation, molecular function: RNA endonuclease activity. Lineage: Eukaryota; Viridiplantae; Chlorophyta; Chlorophyceae; Chlamydomonadales; Chlamydomonadaceae. The coding region runs from base 133 to 1245 and encodes 370 amino acids. The transcript is spliced from 10 exons. Gene Ontology annotation, cellular component: nucleolus. The record is from RefSeq and is a predicted model, not a curated record.
GACUCGUCCUAGUCCUUGUUGUUGCUUGAUACCACCUUUAACACGAAGCACACUGCCUCAGCUGAAAACCAACAUCCGCCCAUUCUCUAGUUUCGCUCUUGAAAUGUGCUGAAUUUUGACCAGCUCCUUCAAAUGCUUCGCUUUAAAGGCAGUCAGCAUUUUCGACAGCGCCUAGUUUGCUCGACACUCUCCGGCCGGCCCAUUCGCAUUGACGACAUCCGCGCCGCCGACCCCGAGAGCCCGGGCCUGCGCGAAUUUGAGGCUUCAUUUCUAAGACUUUUAGAAAAGCUCACGAAUGGCUGCGUCGUGGAAAUCAACGAGACGGGUACCUCGCUGAAGUAUAGGCCAGGUGUGGUGGUAUGUGGCACGGCGCUGUCACACGACUGCGGCACCAGCCGCGGCAUCGGCUAUUUCCUGGAGCCGCUGGUGGUGCUAGGCCUGUUCGGCAAGAAGCCGCUGUCCAUAACGCUGCGCGGCAUCACCAAUGACAGUGUGGACCCAGGUGUGGACACCUUCCGCACCGUGACGCUGCCGCUGAUGCGGAAGGCGCUGGGCCUGGAGGACGGGUUGGAGCUGCGGGUGGUGUCACGCGGCGCGGCGCCAGGGGGCGGCGGGGAGGUGGUGCUGCGGGUGCCCAUGGUGAAGCAGCUGUCGCCCGUCAAGAUGGAGGACGAGGGCAUGGUCAAGCGGAUACGUGGUGUGGCGUACAGCAUGAAGGUCUCGCCACAGGUUACGAACCGGCUGGUAGACGGCGCUCGCGGUGUGCUCAACACGCUGCUGGCAGACGUGUACGUGUUCACGGACGCCACCAGCGGGGCGGCCAGCGGCAAGAGCCCCGGCUACGGCAUCACGCUGGUUGCUGAGACCACCGCCGGCUGCCUCAUCAGCGCGGAGGCGUGCCACGUGGCGCCCAGCAGACAGCAGACUGAGGGCGGCACCCAAGGCGAGCUGGUGCCUGAGGACAUCGGCACCACGGCGGCGCAGCUGCUGCUGGAGGAGGUCCGGCGAGGCGGUGUGGUGGACGGCAGCCACCAGGGGCUGCUGCUGCUGCUGUGCGCGCUGGGGCCAGAGGAAGCCAACACGCUGCGGCUGGGGCCGCUGACGCCGCACGCAGUGCGCACGCUGCGCCACAUCCGCGACUUCUUCGGCGUCACCUUCAGCCUGCGCACCGAGAGGAGCAGCAGCACCAUCUUCGCCACCUGCGUGGGUGCCAACAUCCGCAACGUCAGCCGCCGCGUCACGUAGUGCAGAGGUUGCGCGGUUAGAGGCAAGGGGAGACGGCGGGAUUACUGGUGGCGGGGCGCGUGUGUUGUUGUGGCGGCGUGCAGGCGUGUGUGGGUUUGUGGAGCGAGCAGAAAGAGAGGAGGGGCGGAGGCUGUCUGUUGAGGUGAGGAGGGUGCGCGGGUGACGGCCAUACAUCUGGGCACGUCUGGGCGCCGUAGGGGGUUGCUGGAUGCAGUCGCGCAGUAUGAGAUAAUUAGUCUAGCAAGUUGUUUCGGACGCUCUGGCUGUGAUGAAGCAAAGUGAAGCACGGGAGGGACUCGGCGCGCAGGAUCAUUUGCGGUGCGACUGGCGCGCGGUGUCAAGGGGGUGUCAGCUGGGGAAGGGGCUGAUCCAUCAGGGAAGACUGACGGCAAGUCGGCGAGCUUGAACUUUGCGCUUUUUUAGACACUGCUACAUGCUCAAAGCGGGGUGCAAGGAAACGGACGCAACAUAGUCAAAAGUGGUGGCGGUUGCAAGGUGGUUGUUGGUACAAGCAGGUACAAGCUCGCGUCAAACAUGCUUUGUUGGCAAAGUGCUGCAACGUUAAUUGCU